Exophiala mesophila is the source of this 1029-nucleotide messenger RNA. RefSeq lists its product as hypothetical. Gene Ontology annotation, molecular function: carbon-sulfur lyase activity. The coding region runs from base 1 to 420 and encodes 139 amino acids. Lineage: Eukaryota; Fungi; Ascomycota; Eurotiomycetes; Chaetothyriales; Herpotrichiellaceae. The transcript is spliced from 2 exons. The record is from RefSeq and is a predicted model, not a curated record.
AUGGCCUUACCGAGGGCCUGGUAUGUCCGAGGCGCUCAUAGAAGAAAAAAGGUUCAAAAGGGCAAGCUCAGCUCGAGAGCCGCUUGGGAGCUAUUCUGUGUGUAUUCAAAGGCAAUAACAAAUAUAUCUCGGACAGAUUCCGGCAACUCGUGGAGCAGACUGUUUGCCAUGCCCUACCAGGGAGAGUGUAAUUGCGGGGGCAUCAAGGUCUCCAUCGAAGAUGAAGCAGCCGCAGAGAACAAGCCUAUCUUCUGCCAUUGCCUGAGCUGCAGACGCCAAAGCGGCGCUCUGGGUACAUAUGUCCUAGUGCUCCCGGAGGGCGACGUUACUGUCACCGGACCUCUCAAGGCAUACUUGGACGACAAAACUGACUCUGGGACAUCGCUCCAUCGAUGGUUUUGUGAAGUCUGCGGGUGGUGAGUUUCAGUUCCUUACAUUUUUAUCUGUUUGUUCUUUCGACCAAACGGCAGUCAAGAUAGGGCUGAGUGAAUCUUGAACAGUCCUGUAAUGUCAACCUCGCCGCUAUUUGCGGGAAAGAAGAGUAAGGCCGCCCUGGCUAGAUUUCACCUUAAAUCAACUGCUGACCCUGGGUCUCAUUAGUUGUGAAACUUGGUCUGUUCGACAAGAUUGAGAAACCUGUUGUAGAGGUCUACUGCAGGAACCGCCAGGAAUGGGAACCGAAGCUUGAUGGGGUGGUCUCUAUCGAAGGUGCAUCAUGAUGAGCGGCAUAAGGGGAUUUGCCCAGCGGUAGUAGUGCCCCUGAAGACGAAAUUUUGAUGUAGGCACGAAGGCUUGCCAUACGCAUGCCUUUCUAGCCAAAGUAUUUUGUGCUAUGAACUAAGGACACAGAACAUGACGUCCACUGUAGUCGAUUCCGCUGCUUACGAGGAGACAAAGCCAAGGAACAUACCCCAUACUCUAUGCCCCAGGGAUGGUCUCGUCCUCGUGCGUGAUUUCGGCUGAUGUAGGGACCCUCGGGGCUGGCCAUUCAGGUGGUGGUCUGAUCAUACCCAUCACAUGACCUCCACA